Messenger RNA from Rhopalosiphum maidis (corn leaf aphid), 3018 nucleotides. RefSeq lists its product as uncharacterized. The record is from RefSeq and is a predicted model, not a curated record. Lineage: Eukaryota; Metazoa; Arthropoda; Insecta; Hemiptera; Aphididae. The coding region runs from base 389 to 949 and encodes 186 amino acids. The transcript is spliced from 6 exons.
AAACUACUACCACCACCGUCACUUCACUGCCCCGGUAUAUAAAAACGAGGGCUCUAAGCGUUUGCGCCAGGGACACACAUACCGGUAGCGCAUUUGUGUUCGAGUGAACUCGGCGAGCUGUACGCACACGGAACCACAUCAGUCGUUCGCGGACUGCUCGAACUCCACGAGGUAAUGCAAAUGGUGUUUCAAGUAAAUUAAGUUUUCAACCUCGCACUUCACAGUUCACACUAUAUAUGCGGUGUAUUGUGUUUACCAUCAAGUAACAUAUUAUUCUUAAAUUACUGGAAACUCUGUUACAAUUCAAUAUUGAUCAAUGUCAGUACAGUUUUCAGAUAGACUAUUGUUCAACUACGAAUUGAGUUUAUAACAAAUACCUGUCGUCAUAAUGUCUACUAGUCAAAGUGAUACUGAAUUUCCAGCUGGCAUAGAUCAUCAGAACAAAAAGUUCACCACCAUAAUUAUUUACCCAACGGUGACACCAGAGAAAAUAAUCAUACCAAUGGUGUCGUGCAUUUUGGGUUUUCCGUUGUUGGCGCUAAUGGUGAUAUGCUGUUUAAGACGUAGGGCCAAAUUAGCGAGAGACCGAGAUCGUCGAAGAAAUUUGGGAUUUGCUCGUGCGUGCACCAGCGACCAAGGAGUGAUAUCUCUAGCAAGGUUUAGUCCAAUGCAUAAAAUCGGCGUAUACCUGGCUGCGGGAGCGAACGCCAGUGGCGGUGCGAUGCCGUCUCCGCUGUCGUCCGGCGGUCGGAAUCACCCGCUGCGCAGUGAGAGCCGGUCGUACGCGUCCUGCGACCUUGAUCCCGUCAUGGAGGAGCGGAGCGAGAUGGACAACAGCUGUAGCAGCGUCGCCGGGGUCGGUCCGGUGGCCGUGGCCGGGGCGGUGGCCGACGACGGCGGCGUAGUCAGCGGUGGAGCAGUGGAGGCGCUCGUGUGUCCGGACAGCUAGCAACACGUGCUGGCCAUCGCCAGGAUAUCGGUGGCCGUACAGACGGACAAGCCGCCGCCCAGACCGGUCAGGUCACCACUGUGGAACACCCUCACCAACAACCCGCCGGACGAGGCGGUCAGCUGACAUACGGCCCGGCCCGACCAGCUCAAGGCCAUUGCGAUCAUAGAGCCUUGAAGGGUUCGCCGACUCACCCUCGUCCUGCACUCAUCCAUACACUCGCCGAUACGUAAAACCGUUUCCACGGGGCGGUAUUUGUACAGACUUUAUUUUUCGUCGUCUUGUCGUCGUAUCAUAUAUAGUAAUAUAUAUAUAUACCAUAUUAUUAUACGACACGAUAUAAAUAACUUCAAACGAUGAUAAUGCCAAAUAUGUUAAUGUGCUAUAUAUAAUAUAGUGUUAUACACUCGUAUCUUGUGUAUACGGUUUAUUGUGAGAAACCGUUCGUGUAUAUUAUGUGGAAUUAAGUUUGUAGGAUGUCCGGAAAUAUGUAUGUAAUCAUUCGAACGUGUUAUGUUUUACGGUUUACCGAGUUUGUAUUUAUUAUUUUCUUUUAGCUCGUGUGGUUAUUAUACUAAUCAAAACCUAACCUAAACGACAUUAAAUUAAAUACAUUUUUCACGAGCAUCUUAAUGAUAUUCAAGUAAAUAAUCGUGCCAGGCAUAAAUAAUUAAAAUAAUGAUAAUAAAAUGUCUCGACUUGAUGAAAUUCCCGACAUUAUUAGAGUGUGUGAUAAAUAUACAACUCCGUCUCCCUUCUACCUGUAUUUCUUUCAAAUGGAAAUCGUCUACGCGCGGAAAAUUUCAGUUUCUGUCUGACGGGCAUAAAGUUUAGCAAAUAAACUUUUCAAACAAACAACCUAGGCCACGCCCACGCAUACGCGUAUAUAUACAUACAUACACUUAUGCGUGUAUGUAUACCUAUCGAAACCGUACCCGACUCUAUUUCUACCUUCGGCCGCGUCUGUGCUUUACACGUCGUCAUCGCCGUCCAGUGCCAUUAUAAUACUACUAUUCAUAUACACAUACACGUACACACACGCAUACAUAUUAUAUACAUAUAAUUGCUUUUCAAACUUUUAUCGACCGGAUACCGGAAAUCAUGUUUGUUUGGAUGACGGUAACGAAUCGGAUAAAUCUUAAAAUAAACUUCAAAAACUAUCCGUUCGGACGAACGAAUAAACUUACUAUUUCCUCUUUCGUGAUAGAUUGUCACGGUGUAUCAUUCGUGACUCGACAUUAUAUAGGUGUAUACAUAAUUUUUUUUUUGUUAUUAGGUAUAUAUUGCAUAUAGCGUUUUGAGAUUUAAUUUUCUCUGAGAUUUAUAGGUCGCUACUAUAGGUAUGUUAAGUAACUAUAAUACUAAUCAAUACUGUACUAACUAUAUUCCUUAUGUACUGGAUACCUACAUAUUACAUAUUUUAUAUAUUAUUUUAAACAUUCAUAAUAUGGGUCCAUUAUUUUUUUCAAUGUUAAAUACAAUAAUUUUAAAAGUUACUAAAUAAUAAUAAUAUUAUUAUUCACUAAUGCACUGUGAUGUAAUUUGACUUCGACAGACGUUUAACUAUAAUAUUAUCAAGAGUUUCGACGUCAAAUAAUGUAACUUGACAUUAAUAGAAAUUAUUAUUUCUGAUCGUCAUAGUUUAUUAUAAUGUCGAUGUUGUAAUAUUAAUUUUAUGCCUUCGCGUCAAAGCCGAUUUAUUUUGACUACCUUCGAGCCGUACAAUAGAAACGCAUACGUACAAUUUCGUUGUCGAAGAAGGGUACGCCAUGCAUCCGACAAAACCUCUUACAACAAGUGCUACUCAAAAAGUCGUUUUUGUCUACCAAAUAAAUUUAAUAAUAUCCUCCAAGUCUAUAUUAUAAGAGCCUGAAAUCCCGUAAUGUAUUAACAAACAUUUAUACAUCUAGUCUCUGGGUAAUAGUAAUAAAUACUAAUUUGUUGAAUUGGCGUAUUAUCUUACUCUACAGUUGUUAAACUACUUAUACAAUUGUAUCUAAAUACAAAUGUCAUAAACAUUUAUCGAUUAAAUACAGUAUAUAAAAUACAUUUGAUUAUAAUGAAUACAA